Molecule: messenger RNA, 2596 nt
Organism: Thunnus maccoyii (southern bluefin tuna)
Lineage: Eukaryota; Metazoa; Chordata; Actinopteri; Scombriformes; Scombridae
Gene: stk11
Product: serine/threonine kinase 11
Exons: 10
Coding region: 729-2045 (438 amino acids)
Biological process (GO): regulation of cell growth; glucose homeostasis; establishment of cell polarity
Cellular component (GO): cytoplasm
Molecular function (GO): ATP binding; protein serine/threonine kinase activity; protein kinase activator activity
Source: RefSeq, a predicted model, not a curated record
GUUCCAGGCAGUAGGAGCCGUGGUGGCAUGGAGGACACCUGAGGACGGGUGGACACAUUGGAUGGCUCAGUCGACCUCCACCAGCCGGGCUGACACCACAGAUUGGGCUGAUACUGCUGCAUGCGUUUGGCUGUAGGUCUGUGCUUGGAUCCGGUCCAGCUGUACACACUUAUGUGUCCUGAGGCAGACUAUGCCAUGCAGCAUGGACCUUUGACAGAAAUGUUGUGCUGCAUGGCCUUGAACCAGGACUGGUUGCCUCUACCUAAGGCUGUAUGGUGUUAAAUUCAUAUAGAGGCGACGUGACCUAGAGUUAAGGGGAGAAGAAUAACAGUUGAGAAUAACUGUUUUUGUUUUGUUUUGUGUUUUUUGUUUGUUUUUUUUGUUCAACUGCACUUGUCACAGUCGCAGUAGAAAAUGCACAGUACAAAGCACUAACUCAGCACUGGAGCCAACAGGUUCUUCACCUCUGUCUGCACCUCUUGAGUAAAAGGAGCCCUAAUGUUUACAAAUUGGGAUUGAUCCCCACCUUCUCCCUCAACUCUCAGGCCUGAUUACUCCCUCACCCAUGUUCAGUAUUUUGUAAUUCAUCUAUAUUCCAUCUUGUGGAAUUGAAAAUACUCGGCUUAAAGCCUAAAGGUUACCGGUGGAUUACGCUCCAGCAGCAGUCGUAGCUGUUUGCAAAUAUUUUUGCACAGGAGGCCUAAGCUGUGGUUGCUGAGCUGUCAGUCAUGAGUACCGGGGAGUUACAUCAUCUUGACUAUCUAAAUGAAAACGAACUGAUGGAGAUGGAUACUUUCAUCCACCGUAUUGACUCUACAGAGGUGAUCUACCAGCCACGAAGGAAGAGGGCGAAGCUGAUAGGAAAGUACUUGAUGGGGGAUCUGCUAGGGGAGGGAUCUUACGGCAAAGUGAAAGAGAUGCUGGACUCAGAGACACUUUGUCGCAGGGCUGUCAAGAUACUGAAGAAGAAGAAACUGAGGAGGAUUCCAAACGGAGAAGCCAAUGUGAAAAAGGAGAUUCAGCUGCUAAGAAGACUCCAACACAAGAAUGUGAUUCAGUUGGUGGACGUGCUCUACAAUGAAGAGAAGCAGAAAAUGUAUAUGGUGAUGGAGUAUUGCGUUUGUGGGAUGCAAGAAAUGCUGGACAGCGUCCCUGAGAAAAGGUUUCCAGUAUUUCAAGCUCACGGGUACUUUUGCCAACUCUUAGAUGGCCUUGAAUAUUUGCACAGCCAGGGAAUAGUUCACAAAGACAUUAAACCAGGGAAUCUGCUGCUGACCACAGACGGGGCGCUUAAAAUCUCCGACCUGGGAGUAGCAGAGGCUCUUCACCCAUUUGCAGAGGAUGACACAUGUCGCACCAGUCAGGGCUCUCCGGCCUUUCAGCCUCCAGAGAUUGCCAAUGGACUGGACACCUUUUCAGGAUUUAAAGUGGACAUUUGGUCUGCUGGAGUAACACUAUACAACAUUACAACGAGCCUGUAUCCGUUCGAGGGGGACAACAUCUAUAAGCUAUUUGAGAACAUUGGAAAAGGAGACUACACUAUUCCUGAGGAGUGUGGACCCCUCCUGUCCGACCUGCUGCGAGGAAUGCUUGAGUAUGAUCCUGCGAAGAGGUUUUCCAUACAGAACAUAAGACAACACAACUGGGUGCGUAAGAAACACCCUCCAUCUGAGCCUCCUGUGCCCAUCCCUGCCAGCGCAGAGAGCAGGGACCCUUGGCGGAGUAUGACGGUGGUGCCCUACCUGGAGGACCUGCACGGCUACACCGAGGAGGACGAUGACGAGCUCUAUGAUGGAGAGGACGAGAUCAUUUACACUCAGGACUUCACAGUGCCAGGACAAGUGGCCGAAGAAGAUCAGGAUCAGGGGAACGCCGACCACAGUCCAGCUGUAGCCAAGCCGGUUUGUGUGAACGGGACAGAGGCGGGGUCUCUGAACAGCAAGGCCAAAGCCGAACGUCGAUCCUCCUCCUCAUCCAACCCCUCACGUAAAGGAGUCUCCACAGCCAGCAAGAUCCGCAAGCUCUCCACCUGCAAACAGCAAUGACCCCCCCCUCACCUUCUCCAUCGUCCCUCGGCAACAGCCCACCUGGUUGAUCUGUUCCCCAUCCUUCUGUGUCUGGAGUCCUUACAGUUGUGAGAGAAACCUGCUGAAGUUAAUGCCCCCCCCCCCCACCUCUACACCCCCCCAAGUACCUCCUUGGACCACCGGCCUGCAGAGUCUUUUUUUUUUAAAAGAUGCGGUAUGAGUGACGGGGAGGAGGACAGCAUGAAAUGUUCUUUUUGCUCUGAGACUGAGGCACUGGAUGUGAAGAUGGUGUUUUCUUUCCUCACAUAUUUUGGCUCCUUCAGCUCCUGUCAUCCAGUUCUGUCAUCCAGUCACCCCCUCCUCCUCUUCCUCCUCCCCCUCCAUCCUUCCUGUCAUCCUCUUAGGAGGACCAAGUGUUGCACCGGACGUUACAAAACACCAUCACACCUGUUCCCACCCCUUCACCCUUUGUUUCUUUGACUACCUUUGUUUUUACAGAACCCUAAUGGCAGUUUUUAAGACACAUUGUGAUGUGUGUAUUAAAAAAAAAAAAAAAAAAAAAAAAAAAA